Phaedon cochleariae (mustard beetle) is the source of this 2802-nucleotide messenger RNA. The record is from the annotation of a GenBank genome assembly. NCBI's taxonomy places the organism in Eukaryota, Metazoa, Arthropoda, Insecta, Coleoptera, Chrysomelidae.
AUUUUACAUUUUACGUCGCAGCUCAAGUCGCACGUGAAGUUCUAGAAAGAAUCUUCAAAAACACGAAAACUAUAAAAUUGUAAAAAAAUGUUGUCCGCUGCACGCGCUAUUAGUAGAAAUGUCCUCGACUGCUCCAAAGUGAGGUUUGAGAAAGUGGGUUCCCGAAAUUUUGGACGUUUAACGAAUCAGUGGGUACCUUCCUAUUCUCUGAGCCCCAAAUAUGACAGCUUCAAACGAAACAAAUCAGAGGGUGUCAAAGGUGCCGUUAUCGGCAUCGAUUUGGGCACGACAAAUUCAUGUGUUGCAGUUAUGGAGGGCAAACAAGCCAAAGUUAUUGAAAAUUCAGAAGGUUCUAGAACAACACCCUCAGUUGUUGCUUUCAGUAAAGAUGGAGAACGUUUGGUGGGAAUGCCUGCCAAAAGGCAAGCAGUCACUAACUCUGCCAACACUUUUUAUGCCACCAAACGUCUGAUUGGUAGAAGGUUUGAAGAUGAUGAAGUCAAAAAAGACAUGAAAACAUUGUCUUAUAAAAUUGUAAGGGCAUCAAAUGGGGAUGCUUGGGUACAAGGUGCUGAUGGGAAAAUGUAUUCUCCUAGCCAGAUAGGGGCUUUUGUUUUGGUGAAAAUGAAGGAAACUGCAGAAGCUUAUUUGAAUACAAAAGUGAAAAAUGCAGUUGUCACUGUGCCAGCAUAUUUCAAUGAUUCCCAGAGACAAGCAACCAAAGAUGCUGGUCAAAUUUCUGGUUUAAAUGUACUCAGAGUGAUCAAUGAACCUACUGCAGCUGCUUUGGCUUAUGGAAUGGACAAAACAGAAGACAAAGUUAUUGCUGUUUAUGAUUUGGGUGGAGGUACAUUUGACAUUUCUAUUCUGGAAAUUCAAAAAGGUGUAUUUGAAGUGAAAUCAACAAAUGGAGAUACUUUCCUGGGUGGUGAAGAUUUUGACAAUGUCCUGGUUAACCACCUUGUCACUGAAUUUAAAAAAGAACAAGGAAUUGACAUCACAAAAGACCCAAUGGCAAUGCAACGGCUCAAGGAGGCCGCAGAAAAAGCGAAAAUCGAAUUAUCAUCGUCUCUACAGACCGACAUCAAUUUGCCUUACCUGACGAUGGACGCCUCAGGGCCGAAACACAUGAACUUGAAGCUGUCCCGCUCAAAGUUCGAAGGUUUGGUGGGAGAUCUCAUCAAAAGAACUAUUGCUCCAUGUCAAAAGGCAUUGAAAGACGGCGAAGUGUCCAAAUCCGACGUGGGUGAAAUCCUUCUAGUCGGAGGCAUGACGCGCAUGCCCAAAGUCCAGUCGACCGUCCAGGAGAUAUUCGGCAAGCAGCCGAGCAAGGCGGUGAAUCCCGAUGAGGCCGUAGCUGUGGGGGCGGCCGUCCAAGGGGGCGUUUUGGCCGGUGACGUCACCGACGUUCUUUUGUUGGAUGUCACGCCGUUGUCCCUCGGUAUCGAAACGCUCGGCGGCGUUUUCACCAGGUUGAUCAACAGGAACACCACCAUCCCGACCAAGAAAAGCCAAGUAUUUUCGACUGCCGCAGACGGACAAACGCAAGUCGAAAUCAAGGUGCACCAGGGCGAGCGUGAAAUGGCCGGCGACAACAAACUCCUGGGCCAAUUCUCCUUGGUGGGCAUUCCGCCCGCCCCUAGGGGCGUGCCCCAAGUCGAGGUCACCUUCGACAUAGAUGCGAAUGGGAUUGUCCACGUCAGCGCCAGAGACAAGGGCACUGGUAAAGAACAACAGAUCGUUAUCCAGUCUUCGGGAGGUCUCAGCAAAGACGAGAUCGAGAAUAUGGUGAAAAAGGCGGAGCAAUAUGCACAAGAAGACAAGGUCAAGAAAGAUAGGGUGGAGGCCGUCAACCAGGCAGAAGGAAUCGUGCACGACACAGAAACCAAAAUGGAGGAGUACAAGAGCCAGUUGCCGAACGAAGAGUGCGAUAAAUUGAAAGAGGAAAUCGCCAAGGUCAAAGAACUGUUGGCCAAAAAAGACGAAGCAGAUCCGGAGGAAGUACGCAAGGCCACCCAAACCCUGCAACAGUCUUCAUUGAAAUUAUUCGAAAUGGCCUACAAGAAGAUGGCCGCCGAAAGAGAAGGUUCAGGCAGCAGCAGCAGCAGUAGCGGUCAGGAGGGUGAAGAAACCAAAGAGAAGAAAGAAGAGAAAAAUUAAUUUUCGUGAAAGUUUCUAGGUAUACAAACAUUCUAGUGUGGAGAGAAUGAUCGAAAUGCGUCGCGAGGUAUGUGAGGGUGUCAGUUUUGACCUGUACGAUUUCCGGAAAUCCGUAGAACGAACGAAAAUAUACGGGGCGUUUUAUUUACAGGUGUUUCUCGAAUUUGCAUUUUCAAUAUUCAAUUCACAGAGUGAUUUUAUUUCUUUCAAUUGAGUGAGUGAUUUAUCUUCGAGAAUUAUUGAGAACAUACUAGUUUUUUUUUAGGUCCAAAAAGGAGCAACAUGUUCAGGAAUUUUAUGAAAAUUCUGUAUACUCCACUGGAUUCAGAAUGUCUUGAGAUAUUACUGAUCACAGUUUCAUCGAAAUCUGUUCAGUAAUAAAAAUUGAUGGGUUGAUUAAACGGCAUAUUUUUCAAAUUUCAUUCCUUUAUAACUUUUUUAUUGAUUGACGCAUUUCAACGUAAUUUACAUGUUACUCAUUUGAAAAUGUCACAAAUCCAGUGGUGUAGUCAGUUUUUUUCUAAAAAAAUCGCUAGUAAUUUUUUUAGAUUUUUGACCUUGAAAAAUCAGAUUAGUUGGCCCUGGAAAUGGAGAUUUAUUCAUGAUAUUUGGUGUCCUAAUAGACUUUUUGAAUAUCUACCU